AUGGAGUCUGCUAUAGCUGGACGUAGGCGGACAACCGCACGACAUUCAGCAGAAGAUCAGGCUCUGGAUCAGAUAGCCAAGGAGGUAUGGCUCGAUUAUUUUAUGAGAGUAUGGCUCGAUUAUUUCACAAGAUGAUACUUGUCAAAGAAAAAUAAAAAAAAAGCCAACAUCAAGAAUUUCAAAUUUAUUGUAUUGUGUAAAAACUGACAAGUAACGGUAUUAGCAAAUAUUGCUGUAAGUGUUGCUUGACCUUCGGUACAUAAAUGUGUGCAUGCUUGUAACAAGUGGGAUUUGUAUCUCCCUUGAUAAGUUUAUCUUUAAAUAAGACAACGUAAAAAAUUAGUACAUAAGUAAGCCAUAUGUGAGUGAGAUAUUGUAUAUAUUAUGCAUUACAUUAUACUAUGCAUUGUUAAUUUAAUUGAUGUACCUUUUGAUUGUGGCUAAAUUAAAGUAAGUAUCUGUUAAUUCAAAGUGAUAUUGGAUCUUGCAUGUUAUUGUCAUAUAAACUCUAAUAAAUGUCAUGUCUAAUAUACAUUUAUGACAGUGUUUCUAUAUCAUGUGUCGAUGUGUUAAUAAUAAAUUGAAUGUGAAACUAUGUUUUUGGUAACAGGAUGGAUUUUCCAUACAUACUUUCAGGCAGAAGCUAGAUUAGCCGCUAGAAGACAGGCAAGAGCGGAAGCUAGAGAAAUACGAAUGCGGGAGUUAGAAAGGCAACAAAAAGAAGCGGAGGAAAACGCAGAUAGAGUUUACGACAUGUGUUCAGCCGACGUGAAUAGAACAAUGAGAGUGACUCCCGACUCUGUAAGGACGUCGCGUCUUCUUACGAAUUCUAAUAAUUUCCAAUCCAGUCGGAGAUCUUCGGAAGAUUCAUUGGAGGAUGCUGGCCUAAGCAGAGAUCUCAGGUUAGAAUUGAAAGAAUUCGAGGAAAAGUUUAGGAAGGCGAUGAUAGCCAAUGCUCAGUUAGACAAUGAAAAAUCGUCGUAUGCUUAUCAAGUCGAUUUAUUGAAAGAUAAAUUGGAAGAAUUGGAAGAAAUGGUUGCACAACUUCGUAGGGAGCUUAGAGAGAAGAAUCGGGAAUCCGAACAGUUGAAAAGACUCAGUCAAACAUUGAAAGACGAGUUAGAUGUAUGCCAUGCACAACUAGUAGAAAGAGAUACGCUUAUACAAGAAAACGGUUUAGUUAUUAUCGACGACGAGGGAAGUGAAAAUGAAGAUACCGAAAUUGAAAAUGGCCCGCGCCCAAGGCGAAGAGUACUAGUCAGUGCAGAAGCAGCAGAAUUAUUGCAAAACGCUGGAAAGGGUUCGCUAGAUGUCCGGCUGAGAAAAUUUGCUUCUGAAAAAAAAGAAUUGCAAGAUGAGAUACGACAUCUCAGACUGGAACUAGAGGAGACAAGAAAUCGUAUUAGGUCCGAAAGAUCACCUGGUUCAGUAUUAGGCUGUUUGUCAGACUCCGAAGACGUGCAACGAGAAGCAAACAAGCUUCUGGCCGAUUACAAAUUCAAGCUUCAAAAAGCUGAACAGGACAUGUCCACUUUGCAAGCCACCGUAGCCAGGUUAGAAAGUCAAGUAAUACGUUACAAGUCGGCAGCGGAGGCAUCUGAAAAAGCAGAGGAUGAAUUGAAAGUAGAAAAGAGAAAAUUACAAAGAGAAGUCAGGGAAACUCAAGGUCGGGUAGAAGAAUUGGAAACAGCAAAUUCUCAUUUACAAAGGCGAUUGGAUAAACUUAAAAACGCGAAAUCCGCCCUGUUGAAGGAGCUUUGA
Molecule: messenger RNA, 1761 nt
Organism: Heterotrigona itama
Lineage: Eukaryota; Metazoa; Arthropoda; Insecta; Hymenoptera; Apidae
Source: the annotation of a GenBank genome assembly